Molecule: messenger RNA, 3300 nt
Organism: Pogona vitticeps (central bearded dragon)
Lineage: Eukaryota; Metazoa; Chordata; Lepidosauria; Squamata; Agamidae
Gene: ARMC1
Product: armadillo repeat containing 1
Molecular function (GO): metal ion binding; protein binding
Source: RefSeq, a predicted model, not a curated record
UGGAAAGAAGGCGCUCUUGGAGGCAGCCAAUCAGACCCCCGCAAAGGCAGAGGUGUUUGGAGAGCGCAGAGCGCCUUGCCUUGCAUGGUGAAUGUUGUCUCCGAGGGUAGACGGCUCCCCAAUCACCUGACCUCUACCUGGGCGCUCCGCGGUCCAAAGCGGCUUCUGCUCGUCCGGGUCUCCUUCGGUGCAAGGGCGGCAGCAGGAAAGAAGACAGCCGUGACCAGGAGGAUUCCUUCCUCGGCUGGGCGGGAGCGCCAAGGCGCCUCCCCUUCUCCAUCCUAUGAAAGUGACGCGGGUAAUGGGGACCUUUGAACCGGGGCAGAGGCAGACUCUUAUGUAUGUUAAGGAAAAAUGAAUACCACCAUGAGUGAGGAACCGGAUGCAUUAACUGUAGUUAACCAGCUGAGAGAUCUGGCAGCUGAUCCCCUGAACAGAAGAGCAAUUGUCCAGGAUCAGGGAUGCUUACCAGGCCUUAUUUUAUUUUUGGACCAUCCCAACCCACCAGUUGUCCAUUCAGCGCUACUUGCUCUCCGCUAUUUGGCAGAAUGUCGUGCCAAUAGAGAGAAGAUGAAGAGUGAGCUUGGUAUGAUGCUGAGCUUACAGACUGUUAUACAAAAGGCUACGACACCAGGAGAGACGAAACUAUUAGCUUCUGAAAUCUACGAUAUUCUUCAGUCUUCCAGUAUGUCUGACGUGGACAAUGUAAAUGAAAUGAAUUCUCGGCGUCGGAAAGCUCAGUUUUUCCUGGGAAGUACAAAUAAACGUGCUAAAACAGUGGUUUUACACAUAGAUGGCCUUGAUGAUUCGUCUCGGAGAAACCUGUGUGAAGAGGCACUGCUGAAAAUUAAAGGGGUCAUCAGCUUUACGUUUCAGAUGGCAGUGCAAAGAUGUGUGGUCCGAAUCAGAUCAGAUUUGAAAGCAGAGGCACUGGCAACAGCAAUAGCAUCAACCAAAGUUAUGAAAGCCCAGCAAGUUGUGAAAAGUGAAAGCGGUGAAGAGAUGCUGGUUCCGUUCCAAGAUACUCCUGUAGAGGUGGAACAGAAUACUGAUCUUCCUGAGUAUUUGCCAGAAGACGAAAGCCCUUCAAAGGAACAGGACAAAGCAGUAUCCCGUGUUGGCUCACAUCCAGAAGGUGCAGCCAGUUGGCUGAGCACAGCCGCAAACUUUCUGUCUAGGUCCUUUUAUUGGUGACCUAGGGUCAAGGCUAAAGGACUGCGUGAACCAACGGGGGAGGGGGGCAGUUUUCCAUUGGUGUGGUGGAACUACAAAGUGCAAUUUGCAAUAAGUUAUCACAACAGAUUUUUUAGACUACACAAAACAUAUGCUGUGUUUUACAUUUUAUUGGACGUUUGGCCUUCGAGGCCAAUCAGAAGGCUGGAUGGAGGCCUCAAAUCAAGGUUUGUUCAUUCCCUUGCCCCAUCCCUGUUCUAAAAUGUUUUAUUGCCUCCCUUUUUAAUAUGGGUCCAUGAUCAAUCAAAUAUUUUUGAGUGUGCAAAGCUUUAAGUUAAGACUCAUACUGCAUACACACAGAGCCCACUCGGAACAAAUCUCAGGACGUAUGUGCAAGGAAAUUCUUAGUUUUAAUUUUGCAUAGAUUGGAAUGCCUUUUUCAGUUUGCCUUAUUUCAGAUUCAGAUUAUUAUCGUUCCUUCUGGAGGGUCACUCCUUAUGAUUUCUUCAUCCUUUUUUGGUCCCUCCUGAGCUUUGUUCAGAGCCAGUGUGUUUGGAUUCAACUUGUUGUAUUACGAGAGGAAUGCUUACGACUAGAACUGAGCCCUUAGUACAGUUGAGCCCCCCCAUUAUCAACAAUUAACUGCUCUCACUCUGAUCUUUAAUAUGAGGUUAAAUAGAAAUUGUGUGUAUGUACUCAUCCAGUAAAUAAGCAGCUGUAAGAAAAUGCUUGUAAUGAUGGCUGUGAUGUUUUAAAUAUGAGGAGAAACCACUGAUUGUGAUUUAGAUUGGUCUAGAAGCUCUGGUGCCAAGAGUUGCAGUCUGUUCCAGUGAUGCCUUGUUGCCGAUUUUGUCUGAAAUGUGUGGUGAUGGCCUUAUUUAAGAAUGGUUUUCACUUCAUAAUGAGAGCUAAGAAGUUAACAUUGUGGGGAGUAGAAUGCUGAAUGUGACACAAUCUCACCACCUCACAGGUCAAACUUCAAUUUCUUGGUGGAAAUGUAUACACUAUCCCUGUUGCCUUUGAUAGAGUACUUUUAUAUUCCACCUUGAUGUCCUGUUGCAAGAGUUCUGGGAUCUAGAACAAUGUGAAUUCAGUGUAUGGAGCCAGAAUAGGGCUGGAGUGCCUGAUGUCCAAGGAGGGAUGAGUUUCCUGAAAAAGAUGAAGCAGUCUCUCAAAGUGCAGUAUUUUGACAACCAACAAACCAUCCUAUUCCUGGACUGUAAGCUUUGCCUUGUUGUGCUGCAGUCUAAAUGAAUCUUCAAAGGUGCCUGGAUCAUUUUAUGUGGUCUCCACUUACUUUCCUGAAAAGAUAGUAGAGGUACAGUUCCAGUAGGCAAAACAUGUGUAGCAAUGUAAUUGACAUUUAGGCUGAGAUUUUUUCAGAACAGCUUUAGUACUGCUGCUUGGCACCCUGGGAAUAUUAUGGCCGAGAGACUCCUAAGUAACUCUGAACCUGAUCCUACUGUGCUUUGUUUUGUGGUGCAAUCCAUAGAGAUGUUGACUAGGCCAGUGGCUUAAAUGUGUAAAGCCAAAGCUUUACUCUUUGGGAAGUCUUAUUUCUGUGUCUUGCACAGCAGCAGCAGCAGCAGCAAUUAAGUAGCAUCUAGAAAUUGUCAUUUUAAUUAAAACCGUGUGCAGGGGAAAGGGGAAUGUAAAAUACCAACAAUAUGUCAAAGUUCACCUUAAAGUCAGUGUCUAUUUGAGAUAAACAGUUUUCUUUCAGAGUAGAUUUUCCCCUGUUUUUUAAUGUACCCGAUUUAUUUGGUUGAAGUUUACACGCACAGAAUACAAGCUUUCUAAGGCAUGUAUUGUAUUAAAUAUGUAUUACUAAGCAUAUUGCUGUCUAGAAUGUUACAAUACCAAAUGUGUUCGCGGAAUCCUCUGUCAUGUAGCCAUGGACAUGAUGUUUACUUCUUCUUAACAUCUCUCUCUUUGCAUUUUGUGUUCCUGCACACCCUCUGCACUACAUGACACACCCCAUUGAAUAUUAAUGGUUCCAGUAGUUAUUGAAAUGUGUAUUCAGUUUGUAGGUAAACUUUUUUUUGGUCAAUAUUGCAGUUCUCCAACUUAAAGUAUCUGUAAAAGAGCUUUUCAAAUCCUGUAAAAUAAAAAUGUAAUAUAAUGGAA